Messenger RNA from Neoarius graeffei (lesser salmon catfish), 8187 nucleotides. Its product is annotated as immunoglobulin-like and fibronectin type III domain-containing protein 1. The record is from RefSeq and is a predicted model, not a curated record. The transcript has 24 exons. Bases 141 to 4442 code for a protein of 1433 amino acids. NCBI's taxonomy places the organism in Eukaryota, Metazoa, Chordata, Actinopteri, Siluriformes, Ariidae. Gene Ontology annotation, molecular function: protein binding.
UUAUUCAGUCUACCAAUAUUUAGUGCUGUAAAAGGAGCAAUUUCACUAAACUCCAGGAAUCAAAACCGCGGUUCAAGGAUUUUAAGAACCAAGUCAACUUUUUAAACUGCGAAAUAGAAAAGCACAAUAAGAUUGUAGAAAUGUCUGCAGGGGUGGUCAUCAAGAAAAGAUCCAGAGUUCCUGGUGUUGUCAUCACACAAUAUGUCAAAGAAAUACCACCUGGGAAAAGUACCCCUGAUUUCAUCAGAAAACCCAUGGGUGUAAACAUUCCGGAAGGUAAAUCAGCCACUUUCAAAGCAGUGGUGACAGGAGAGCCAAAACCCACCAUCGAAUGGUCACGGAGCAAAGGAGAGAUUUCUGAUCCAGAGAAAUACAAUACAAGAUAUGAUGAAAAGGCUGGAGAAUACAUAUUACAGAUAUUAAACGCAACAGCUGACCAAGCAGAUACAUACAAAUGUUUUGCUACAAACUCAUUUGGAAGAGCUGUUUGUACAGCAACACUUAAGGUUAACGAAGAUGGAUUCAGGAAAAACAUGCCAGGACAAAAUGAACCUGAAGACUUCAGAAAAAUGCUGAAGAAAACUGUAGUUUUGAAAAAGGUUAAAGAAAAACCCAAGAAAGAGGGAGAGGUUGACCCAAAGUUUUGGGAGGUGUUAUUGAGUGCUCAGAAGAAAGACUAUGAGCGCAUAUGUCGAGAGUUUGGGAUCACUGAUUACCGAUGGAUGCUGAAAAGACUUAAUCAGAUGAAGAAGGAGAGAGAAGAAAAACAGGAAAAGUACGUUGAAAAGGUUGAAAAUAUGAAACCAAUAGAGAUCAAACGAAAUGGAAAAGCUGAAUUUGAACUGGACAUGAAGCUUAAGAAUCCCAAUAGUAAAAUUUAUCUCUACAAGAAUGGUGAAGUAGUUGACUAUGGUGAUGGCACCAAUCAUUCCUUCAAAUACAAUCUGAAGAAAGUUGGUGAUAAAUACACAUUUAGUGUUAAUAAUGUUGUCCCAGAAGAUGCAGGCCUAUAUCAAGUGGAUGUUGAAGAUGCAAACAUGUUUUCUACUGAACUGGAGAUUCCUGAUGUGGAAUUUGAUAGCAUUCUGAAGGAUGUCACUGUGGUCAAAGGAAAAGAUGCUACAUUUGAAUGUGUAUUAUCUGAUCCUGUGUCAAAAAUUACCUGGUAUGCCAAUGAUGCAUCAAUUGAGCCUGGGGAUAAAUAUGACAUAACAGUCUCAGAAGACAUGCUUACUCACAGACUAGUAGUAAAGAACUGUAGACCAGUGGACAAUGGUACCUACACAGUUAUUGCUGGAAUCAAAUCAUCCAAAGCAGCUCUGAAUGUGAAAGAUGAUCCAAAUGUCCUCCAGAAAGGCCAGAGAGAUACAGAUAAUGCUGAUAAGUGGGGUAAAGGGCAGGCCAGGAAGCUGCAAGGUACAACACUCAAAACAGCUACAGGGGUUGUUAGUGAUGGAUGUAGCCUGGGAGAUGAGAUGGGAGUUAGAAGUGGGCAGGAGGGGAAGCAAAGAGGUGAAUUAGGGAAACAUGGGUUGGGGAAAAAUGAACUACUGGGCAAUGGUUCAGGCAAAGAUGAAUCAGGAAAGGAUGGCCUAUCUGGAAUGGGAUCAGAAAAAGAUAGAUCUGGAAAAGACAGACUAUCAGAUGUUGGAUCAGGAAAAGAUGGAUCAGGAAAAGAUGGAUCAGGAAAAGAUGGGCUAUUGGGUGAUGGAUCAGGAAAAGUUGGGCUAUUGGGUGAUGGAUCAGGAAAAGUUGGAUCAGGAACAGAUGGGCUAUUGGGUGAUGGAUCAGGAAAAGUUGGGCUAUUGGGUGAUGGAUCAGGAAAAGUUGGAUCAGGAACAGAUGGGCUAUUAGGUGAUGGAUCAGGAAAAGAUGGGCUAUUGGGUGAUGGAUCAGGAAAAGAUGGAUCAGGAAAAGAUGAUUUUGAAGUAACUGGACUACAAAAAAUUAGUAGAAGUGGGGAUGGAACAGGUGAAGACAUGACAGAUGGAGAUGGAACUGGAGAAACUAAGCAUAAAAAGCGCCUCAGAGUUGGUCAAUUGGUCCCUGACACUAAAAGAGAACCAGAAGUCCACUUUGUUAGUGGAUUGUCUGAAACUGCUGCCAAUAUUGGAGAGACUGCAGAAUUAUCUUGUACACUCAGCAAUAAGGACUGUUUUGGAAUUUGGUAUAAAGAUGGUCAAAAGUUGGAAUCUACAAAUGGGAUUACUAUUACCAAAGAGGGGGCCAUUCACAAACUAAUAAUCAAGAAUUCUCAGGAGGGUAAUGCAGGGGUGUAUAGAUUUGAAGCAGAAGGACGUAAAUCAGAGGCCACAUUAAUUAUUAAAGAUCCACCAAAAAUUGAUGCAGAUGCUGUGAGUAAGUUCUCAGAAGCUGUCGUCGUAAGAUCUGGUGAAAAUGCAAUUUUCAAGCUUCCAUUCUCAGGAAAGGUACCAAUCAGAGUGCAGUGGUUAAAAGAUGAAGCAGAGCUUCUAGAAGGCUCUGGUGUCAGGAUUGAGAGUUCUUCGAGUCAGAGUCGGCUUCUUCUCAAUAAAUGUCAGCGUAAGGACACUGGAGAAGUCAAAAUCAAACUUAAGAAUGAAUUUUCCACCAAUGAGGCUACAUCUAAACUCAUUGUUCUUGACAAACCAACUCCACCCCAAGGGCCUAUAGAUGUGGUAGAAAGUUCAUUGUCUGCUAUCGAAUUUAAAUGGAGGCCUCCAAAAGAUGAUGGUGGCUGUCCUGUGACCAAUUACACCCUGGAGCGCCAACAAGUGGGACGUAACACCUGGACUAAAAUUGGAGACAUCUCUGGACAACCUGCCUACAGAGACACAGAUAUUGACCAUGGCAGAAAAUACCGCUACAGGAUAAGUGCCAAGAAUUCAGAAGGCAUUAGUGACAUCAUGGAAACCGAUGCUAUUGCAGCCGGCACACUGGCUUUCCCUGGUCAGCCUGCUUCUCCAAAAGUGGUCAGCACUUUCAAGGACUGCAUCAAUUUAGCAUGGCUCAUGCCAACAAACACUGGUGGAGGAGGUAUUAUAGGCUACAAUCUGGAGAAACGCAAAAAGGGCAGUAACCUCUGGAGUCAAGUGAACCCUCCAGAUGAGCCAAUUAGAGAGAAAAAGUAUGCAGUGAGUGAUGUGAUUGAAGGAGCUGAGUAUGAAUUCAGAGUCGUUGCGAUUAACACAUGUGGUCCUGGAGAACCAAGUGGCCCCUCUGACUCUGUAUUUGCAAGAGACCCCCAGAUGCGACCUGGGAAGGUUAAAGGUCUCAAGGUAACUGGCUCUAGUUACAACACUUUGUCCCUGGCUUGGACUAAACCAAAUGUGGUGAAAGGAAUGGAAGAUGAAGUAAAAGGGUACUUUGUGGAAAUCAGACCUACAGACCAAAUGGAGUGGAGCCGCUGCAAUACAAAUGCCAUCAUCCAGACCUCUUUCACUAUAACAGGUCUGAAGUCCUUGGCCACAUACUGGGUAAGAGUGAUUGCAACCAAUGAAGGAGGAGAGGGACAACCACAAGGAUUUGACAAUUACAUCACUGCUAUGCCACCACCUUUGAAACCAAAAUUCACUGAUCGCAAGAUGAAAAAUUUCAUGGUUGUGAAAGCUGGAAACACAGUCCGGUUCACCGUAGGCUUUGAGGCUUCCCCUUUACCAGACAUCACUUGGCUGAAGGAUAAUGUGCCUGUGGCUAAACAUGUGACAAUUACUAAUUCUGAGAAAGCUUCCCAGCUACUCAUUCCAACAUCUGAUCGAUCGGACAGUGGCAUCUACACUAUCAUUGUCAAAAAUAUGGUUGGCCAGGAAACCUUCAGUGUAGAAAUUAGAGUCACUGAUGAGCCCAAGCCUCCAGGUGCAGUGCAACUUGAGCAGAAUGUUGAAGGAACAUUAACUCUCACCUGGACUCCGUCUCCUGAUGAGAAAAGAGAUGACCGGCUCCACUAUAUGGUGAUGAAACGAGACUCUUUUAAACGGACCUGGUGGACAGUAGGAGAUCACCUCUUCAACCACAGAUUUACCAUUGUUGUUAUACAGGGGAGAGAGUAUAAAUUCCGUGUAUAUGCUAAAAAUGAUAUGGGGCUGUCUGAACCAUCAGAGUCUCCAACAUGGGGAGUUGUUAAAAAGAAAGGUAAACUGAUAGUAAACCAACCAGAACCAAAGAAAUUGAACUUUCAAACAGCACCCAAAUUCACAGUGCCUCUGAAACUACAUAUAGCUCCAAAGGGCUAUGAGUGUCAUAUGAGUUGUGCUGUAGGUGGCAAUCCCACCCCUCGUGUUACCUGGUAUCACAAUAAUGUUAGCCUCAACACAAAUACCAAUUACUACAUCUCCAACACAUGUGGAGUCUGCUCUUUGCUCAUCCUGAUGGUGGGCCCCAAAGACACAGGAGAGUACAAAGUUAUGGCAGAGAACGCUCUGGGCCAGGCUGAGAGUUCUACCAAGCUCACAGUCAGAGAAUGAAAAAUAAAACCAUCUGUUGCAACAUGGACAACAAAAGCUACAGUGCCUGGAUCAAAGCAAGCUGUACUCAAUAUUAGUGGUAGCACAUUACCCAUUUAUUUUGAGAAAUUAUUUUGAGAAAAUUAUGAGUCUGAAUAAAUUGUGUGUUUCAAGUACUAAAAUCAGGCAUGUUGUUUUAGUGGAAUAUUCAACAAUAGGAUAAUCAUUAAGCCAAACUGAUAUUACUGAAUUAAAGUAACCUAUUAAUUGUUAUUUGAAUGGUAUGUCACAAUGUCAUUGAUAGCCUUGCAAACUUAUUUUCUGGAAAUCUACUGUCUGUUUUUAUUUUAAACCAAAAUAGCUAAAUAAAACUGCAACAUAAUGAAAUAUUAACAUCACAACUCAGUAGAUGACACUUAUUGGCAAAGAGAAUGUAAUAAAUGGCUUCACAUUAUAACAGCUCAGUGGAUAGUGUCACUGCCAUACAGUUCCAGAGUGCUCAGUUUAAUCCCGAGCUUGGAUUACUCUCUGGAGUUUAGCAUGUUUUCUCUAUGCCUGUUGCCAUGUUUCUCUGGGUUCAUCAGUUUCCUUCCAACCGCCACAAAACAUGCCAAAAGAUGAAAUGGAUACUCUAAAGUUUCCUUAUGUGUGAAUGAGUUGGUACUAGAAUCCCAUCCAAGGUGUAUCCCACCUUGUAACUAGUCUUCCGAGGGUGGGCUCGGGAUCCAUGUCACAAACAAACAAACAAAUAAAUAAAAGCCCUGCAAUGACCUGGCAACUUGUCCAGGGUGUACCCUGCCUCUUGCCCAUAGUCAGCUGGGAUAGGUUCCAGUUUGCCCAUGACCCUGCACAGGAUAAGCGGUUACAGAUCAUGAAUGGAUGGAUAAUAAUAAUAAUAAUAAACAAAGAAUUUUAAAAGAGACAUGUAACUUCACACUCACCUUCUCAAUGUUUCUGCUUCUCCUUGUACUGUAUAUUUCCUAUUUUACAAUGAACCUUCAGUUGUUUUGGGCUGUGUGGCACAUUUACGCCCUUUGGAACAACAGGGAAUGGGUUCAUGAACCGGUUCCAUACAGGAUUCUUUGAACCUUAGUGCCAGCUAGCGAACCAGCCCACGUUUUCACCAGUUUUGAGUGGAACUGUUGUAAUCAAGGAUGCUUCACAGCACAGAGGGUGUUGCACAAUGCACAACAGGAGUAAACAGCAGUUGCAAGAUGGUGGUGCAUGUUGAUUACCUGUGAGCUUUUGUUCUGUUAUUGCAGAUAUUUGUUUUCUGUGAUUUUUUUUUUCUGAAGAUGUAUCCUUUUCCAUUGUGUUCUCCAUUGCUGCGCUCUGCUUCCUCUCCAAACUAAUGGCAUACCCACUGAUGUUGUCACGGUUCAAACUGGAAAAACCAGCUAUAUUUUGGUCCCAGCUAAGAACCAACUUUUCAGGUUCUGAACCAAUUGAUUUUUGGUUGAAAUACUCUGAAUGAUUCAAAAUUUGGUGUACAAACAAUAAUGGAACCUGGUCCCUGUUGGUUGAAAAGGCUAAUUAUGGAUCAGACUUGUAGGGUACUCUCAAACAUUCAACAAGCUGAAGACACUUUACAAGGAGAACCAUGCCUUGAGUAGUUUUUGUAUGCGUCAUUGUUGAAGGGGAGGAAACCCACUGUUAUAAACCUAUACCAACAGGAUCAGAUGAAUAGCAGGAUUUAUAUGUUUGCAUUCACAAACUGGGUGUAUGAAGCAAAAGACCCAAAACAAAUGGCCAUUUUUACUGACAUCACUUGGUCAGAGCAGACAAGGAAAGAAACAUUCACCUCUACAGCUUUUGGGCCUGAAUCACUAUGAAUGAUAAACUGAUAUGAAUGAUAUAGGCAAGAGGCUGAGGGCUAUGGAAACAGAGAUUGGCGCCGCACCCAUGUACCGCAAAAGAGCUUGUUAGUACUGGGAUAGGAGACUGCCUGAGAAGACCAGAUCCUGGUGUGGAAGGGACUUUAACUUUUGAUUGUACCCUGUUUCAUUGUCUCUUUGAUCACCUUCACAGGUCAUUAAUUUUCAUUUUUAUAUGCAAAACACCUCAUGAAUCCUGACUUUAUGACACUCUCUCUCUCUCUCUCUCAUACACACACACACACACUACUGUGAAAACUUUCCAAUGACAUCAUUAAUACAGUUAAUUAAUGUUAGCUGCACCCAACCCUCACCUCAGUAAUUAAAAUAAAACCUGUGGGCUCUUUUAGAUUUUAGAGUUGUGAAAAGAUUUGCAUGUACUUCCUAUGCCAGUGUGGGUUUCCUCCAGGUUCUCUGGUUUCUUUUACCUUCCACAGAUUUAGGACUCAGUAUAGUGUAUGGGGACUGUGAGCUGGCCUUUUGGUUAGCAUGUCUGCCUCUCACCUGGGAGAUUGCGAGUUCUAUUUGUGGUUGGGUCAUACCAAAGACCAUCAUAAAAAUGGUACCUACUGCCAUCUAGCAAGGCACGCUGCAAUACAGAUGCAAGUGGGGAGUCAAACUCUCGCGGUUACCAGAGGACUAGCCCCCCACUGUAACCCUAACUAUAUAAUAGCCGAGAGGUCGAAGGUGACUGAAACGGAGAUCAGCGCUGCACCCAUGCGCCGCAAGAGCUGGUUAGUACUGGGACAGGGGACAGCUGGGGAAGAUUAGAUCCUGGUGCGGGAGGGGCUUUGACUAUUUUGAUAGUGUAGAUUACAUUAAGAUGCAUACAGAUCAACAUAAUACAGCAUUUUUACUCUUCUUCAAAGAAUUUUCCUCAAUAAAAUAAUGAAAAGUCAUUCAGAGCAUGAUACCUUCGAAAAUCACAAAGAAACAGAAGUUACAGCUGAAUAGGUGUUUUUACAAGAUUUGACCUUGGUGACCUUGACCCAUCAAAAACUAAUGAUGUCUUUGUGUGACCCUAGUGAGCUGUCCUGUGCAUUUCGGUGAAGAUUGGUCAAGAAAUUAUGAUGCUAGAGCACCAACAAACAAACAGACAAACAAACAGACAAACGGACAGAUCAACAUACUUGCAAAAAUCUCCGAUUUUCGCAAAUAACAAAAAUCUCUGAUUAUAGCAAGUAAUAAAUGAAACACUAAUAACAUGUAACAAAACAUUAAAUGUAUUUAUCUUCAGGGCUUUUAAUGUUAAUACAUGUUUCCCUACAGAGGACUGACAGAAAAAAAACACUAUUACUAGACACUAGCCCCUUUCACAUAAGAAAUCUGUUACUGUAUGAGGUAAAAACAACAUGGAAUAGAUAACAAAUUUUCAUUCUCACUCAGUCUUCCAUAAAAGUAAUAUUGUGUAUUCCCACCUAUCUAUAUUUAAUAGAAUGCUAUGGAACGUGAACCAUGUGAGACCGGAAAUGACAAAUAAUUAAUGAGGCAGCAAAUCCAUUGUUGUGAAAAGCCCAAGCUGAAAUAUUAGAUAGUUAGCAACAUGGCAGGAGUCAAGCUACAUCACAUCUCUGUUGAGAGAGUUGUCUUCCUGUUUCUGAACAUUUGUUCAGACAACAUUAACUGCGCACGCCUGCUUUCACUUUUUUCACAUAUUACCGUACUUGCCUUAUUUAAACCCUUGCUUUUGUUAGUUUGUCUUGCACUUGUUUUUAUUUUCCAAGCCAAUGCUCGUUGCCUUCCUCACUUCUACUGUUGUGUUUUCAUGCCUGGUUUUUUUUUUUGUUGCUUUGACUAUCUUGUGUAAAUAAAAGGUUUUCGCAUUUGCAUCUAUCCAACCCCAACCAUGAUAAAAAUAUGAAGUGGAAAUGUCAGAAUCCCAUUCGUGUGUG